CACAUAUGGCAAGGGAGCCAUGACGUGAGUCUCCCCUCGGAGAGCAAGAGUCAUGAGGAAAUGAGCCAGGUGUCUGAGAAGGGCUUCUCUUCCAGCAGGGCGGAUAGCCAGUGACCGACAUUUCACACCUGAGAGUCUUGCUGGAAGCCACUGUAAAAUCGAACUGGUGCAUUCUCUUGAAAGGUGCACGCUCUUUUGCUUUCUAUUCGCUUGCCUGCAGCUAGAGUGCACUUUCGUUUGACGUGCACUUGAUUUCCUCCUUGAUGGCUGGUCACACCGAUUCUUCUAGACCAACAGCUACUUCUCUGAGGGGUUUGUCGUUGGUGGCUUGAGGUUGAGAGGAAAGAGAUCAGUGACAAUUCUUUCUGGGUGAGUGGAAGGUUUUCAGCGAUGAGAAAGGGAAGACUUAAAAGUCGAAGGGAAAAGCAGCCUUCCCUGGCCCCCACGCCUCCCGCCGCCCCUAAUCCACACGCGUGACCUCCUUUGGAGACCCCAGGUGGCACAUCAGUAUUUGAUCUGCUGCUCUCCAGCGCGCUGCGGGCGUUGGGCGGCGGGGCUGGCCACACACUCCACGGCUGCUGAAGCCCGCAUCCAGCGCCACAGGCAGCUUCGGGAGGACCAUCUCCGUGCUCGCCCCUUCCUCGGGUUGCUUGUGUCCCCCCCCCCCGCCCCGGGGCGAGGCGCCCACCAUGCCUGAUUGCCCGCGGCUGGCACUGCUCUGCGCGCUGCCCUGGCUCCUGCGGGCGGCGGUCCCUGGCCACCAGGCAGAGCCCCUCGCGCGGUCGGCAGAGCUGCUCCGCAAUCCGCGCGACCCCGCCAGAGGAGCCGAUUUCGAUCGCGUCUACAGCGGGGUGGUGAGCCUCAGCACCGAGAACAUCUACUCCUUCAACUACACCAGCCAUCCUGGCCAGGUGACGGCCGUGCGGGUGCACGUCAACAGCUCCUCUGACAAUCUGGACCACCCAGUGCUGGUUGUGGUUCGCCAGCAGAAGGAAGUUCUGUCCUGGCAGGUCCCUCUGCUCUUCCAAGGACUAUACCAAAGGAGCUACAACUACCAGGAAGUCAGCCGCACUCUAUGUCCUUCAAAAGCAACCAAUGAGACGGGCCCUUUGGAACAGCUGAUCUUCGUAGAUGUAGCAUCCAUGGCUCCCCACGGUGCCCACUACAAGUUGCUGGUCACCAAAAUCAAGCACUUCCAGCUCCAGACAAAUGUUGCCUUUUACUUCACUGCCAGCCCCUCCCAACCUCAGUAUUUUCUAUACAAAUUUCCUGAAGACGUGGACUCCGUUAUCAUUAAAGUGGUGUCUGAGAAGGCUUAUCCGUGUUCCGUUGUCUCGGUUCAGAAUAUCAUGUGCCCAGUGUAUGAUCUGGACCACAAUGUGGAGUUCAAUGGUGUCUAUCAGUCCAUGACCAGGCAAGCUGCCAUCACGCUGCAGAAGAAGGAUUUCCCAGAUGAGCAGUUCUUCGUGGUGUUUGUGAUAAAACCUGAAGAUUAUGCCUGUGGCGGAUCCUUCUCCAUCCAGGAAAAUGAAAACCAGACCUGGAAUCUACAACGAUCAAAGAACCUGAAAGUGACCAUUGUCCCAUCCAUCAAAGAAUCCGUGUAUGUGAAAUCUAGUCUUUUCAGCGUAUUCGUUUUCUUGUCCUUCUACUUGGGAUGCCUGCUCUUCAUGCUUGUCCAUUACGUGAGGUUUCAGAGGAAAUCCAUUGAUGGAAGCUUUGGUUCCAGUGACGGCUCUGGAAAUAUGGUGGCCUCCCAUCCCAUCGCUGCCAGUACGCCCGAAGGGAGCAAUUAUGGGGCAAUAGAUGAGUCGAGUUCUAGUCCUAGAAGGCAGAUGUCCUCUUCCGAUGGCGGACAGCCAUGCCACUCAGACACGGACAGCUCUGUGGAGGAGAGUGACUUCGACACUAUGCCAGACAUCGAAAGCGACAAAAACGUCAUCCGGACCAAGAUGUUCUUGUACCUGUCAGAUCUGUCCAGGAAGGACCGGAGGAUUGUCAGCAAAAAGUAUAAGAUUUAUUUUUGGAACAUCAUCACCAUCGCUGUGUUUUAUGCGCUGCCUGUGAUGCAACUCGUGAUCACCUACCAGACGGUGGUGAAUGUUACUGGAAACCAGGAUAUCUGUUACUACAACUUCCUCUGUGCUCACCCCUUGGGCGUCCUGAGCGCCUUCAAUAAUAUUCUCAGUAACCUGGGCCACGUACUCCUGGGCUUCCUCUUCCUGCUGAUAGUGCUGCGCCGGGACCUUCUCCACCGAAGAGCCCUGGAAGCUAAAGACAUCUUUGCGAUGGAGUAUGGUAUUCCCAAACACUUUGGUCUCUUCUACGCCAUGGGAAUCGCGUUGAUGAUGGAAGGCGUGCUCAGUGCUUGUUACCAUGUCUGCCCUAAUUACUCCAACUUCCAGUUCGACACGUCCUUCAUGUACAUGAUCGCUGGCCUCUGCAUGCUGAAACUCUACCAGACCCGCCACCCGGACAUCAAUGCCAGCGCCUACUCUGCCUACGCCUCCUUCGCUGUGGUCAUCACACUGACGGUCCUCGGAGUGGUGUUUGGAAAAAACGAUGUGUGGUUCUGGGUCGUCUUCUCGGCCAUCCACGUUCUCGCGUCUCUAGCCCUCAGCACCCAAAUCUACUACAUGGGCCGCUUCAAGAUAGAUCUGGGAAUCUUCCGGCGGGCUGCUAUGGUGUUCUACACGGACUGUAUCCAGCAAUGCAGCAGACCUCUGUAUAUGGACAGGAUGGUGUUGCUCAUUGUGGGAAAUCUGGUUAACUGGUCCUUUGCCUUCUUUGGACUGAUCUACCGGCCCAGGGACUUUGCCUCCUACAUGCUGGGCAUCUUCAUCUGCAACCUGCUGCUCUACUUGGCUUUCUACAUCAUCAUGAAGCUCCGGAGCUCUGAGAAGGUCCUCUUCCUACCCGUCGUCUGCAUCGUGGCCACGGCCGUGGUGUGGGCUGCCGCCCUGUACUUUUUCUUCCAGAACCUCAGUAGCUGGGAGAGAACCCCAGCGGAAUCCCGGGAGAAGAACCGAGAGUGUGUCCUGCUGGAUUUCUUCGAUGACCACGACAUCUGGCACUUCCUCUCUGCUACUGCCUUGUUCUUCUCCUUCCUGGUGUUGUUGACUCUGGAUGAUGACCUGGACAUGGUCCGCAGAGACCAGAUCCCCGUCUUCUGAGCGCCCAGCAUCACAGCGGGGAGAGGAGCAACCCACCUCGGUGCUGUUUUGUGGAAAUAAGUGAGUGCAGCAGUCCGCCCACUGCCGGAGCUCCACCUGCCUCAGGAGGGGAGCCAGCGGUAUCUGCGCUCACAGGAAGAGCUUGGGGCUGAGCUAACCCUCAAAAAGAAGGGUAGAAGGGACGCCCUGUUGUGCACAGAGACAGAGCUGCGGGGCUCCAGAACCUCUGUCUACAACUUAGCGCGUUCACUCUAGACACAAGCUUUAUGGGGCCAGCUUACCCACCUGGGCCUCCCAACCUCACUGAGAUUGGCCAGAGAAACCAGCUACUCAGACCUCCCACCUAGAACCAAAGGUGUGGCCACUUCCACACCUCCGAGACACCUGCUGCUAUAGAAGGCCAAAGCACCAUCUCAUUCUCCCGUGGCCGUCAGAGGACAGGAUCCCUCAGAAUAUGGUGCAGAAAUGGGACCAAGGUCCCACCCAACUGGGGACAGGCAUUCUAGUAACUCAAGCUAAGUCAUGCCUUAGCUUUAAUACUUGGCGCGGCUGCAAAUGCUCCGAAUGGGACUUUGCCGUGUCCACUUCUGUACGGAUCACCGUUGUUGGACCCAAGGCCUGGGUGAUCACCAGUUUCUUCAUGUCUUCAUCUCACGGUUGGCUGCUGACCGUGCACUCUGCUGCUGCCUUCUUAGAAGGCCCUUCUUUCUCCGUAGACCCUAGCAGCUUUGAGAUGGACACAAAUGGAGACAUGCUUCCCACAGCAGAAGUGAUGGACAGUGCUUAGCGGCUGAGCGUCAGACGGGCAGCAUUUGCCUUAAUGACUCCGGAUCCUGGGGCAAAUUCAACAACACACCCGCGCUUGGUGGUCCCCAGACACACGGCUCAAUCUGUGCCCAUGCGGCCUUUGCGUGGAAAUAAGUGUUUCCCAGCUGCACCCUGGUGUUCUUCACAGCUGAAGAACUGCCACUUCUGUAGAUCAGGGCUCCAGACUGCCUGCCUGAAGUUGGUAACUGAAGAUGGACAUGUGCUCCUCCCGCCCCCCCCCCACCACCACCACCACCACCGCUUGAGCCGCAGAGGUCGUGGGUCGUGGCUAAUCCAACCACCUCUUACUGGGCCCCAUUCUCACACUGUCCCUGGAAGGAUGUUAAAAAGCACAGUGUCCUAGCUUCCUUCUCUCAUGCCAUCUGACAAGCCCUGUGAGGGGCCCCGUGUUGACCGGGCUUCCUAGAUGGAUGUGUGGGGUAUGACGUCAUCAGAAAGUAGACACACAAGUGUGUGCACACGUGCCAACUUGCUUGUGAAACUGAAGUCACUCUUCCCCUGUGCUUUCUUGAACAUCUAAUAAGGAAAUCCAGCAUUCCUCUUUUUUAAAAAAUUAUCACAGUCGGCGGUGGUGGUGCACACCUUUAAUCCCAGCACUUGGGAGGCAGAGGCAGGCGGAUUUCUGAGUUCGAGGCCAACCUGGUCUACAUAGUGAAUUCCAGGACAGCCAGGGCUACACAGAGAAACCCUGUCUCAAAAAAACAAAAAAAAACA
Messenger RNA from Apodemus sylvaticus (European woodmouse), 4715 nucleotides. RefSeq names its product SID1 transmembrane family member 1 (gene Sidt1). The transcript has 25 exons. The record is from RefSeq and is a predicted model, not a curated record. NCBI's taxonomy places the organism in Eukaryota, Metazoa, Chordata, Mammalia, Rodentia, Muridae. Bases 690 to 3173 code for a protein of 827 amino acids. Gene Ontology annotation, cellular component: membrane.